Molecule: messenger RNA, 2191 nt
Organism: Caenorhabditis sp. 36 PRJEB53466
Lineage: Eukaryota; Metazoa; Nematoda; Chromadorea; Rhabditida; Rhabditidae
Source: the annotation of a GenBank genome assembly
AUGAACAGAAAAAGCAAGUACACGGAAUUCUUCCAGCAAAUCGACGGAUUUGCAGAAUGCAAAAAAUGCGGUACGAAAGUCAAAUGGUCAACGGCGUACGGGACAAAUUCUUUACGUCAUCACAUGACCCAAUUUCACAGAGAUUCUAUAGAGAAGGUACUAUUUUGAAAAGAAACUGAAAAAUAAUUUGCACAUUCAGCUGAAAGCCGAUGAUGAGAAGAACAAAGAGAAGAUGGAGUUGGCCUUCACGGCGAAAAGAAAGCAAUCUAUUCUACAAUUUCCUGUCGUUCAAAAAAAAGAAGUUAGAGCUCCAAUUGUGGAGCCCCCGAAAAUUACAUCAGUCGCUCAGGCGAAUAAUCGAAAAAACGAAAAAAUCGAUUUAUUAAUAAUUAAAAUGAUUUGCUCUGAUCUCCUACCCCUGCGAAUCACCGAGAAAACAGGAUUUUCAGAGUUACUCAAGUUUCUCGCACCGUACUAUAAGUGAGCACAUCUUUUAAAAUCAUUCUAACCAGGUAUUCAUUCAGAAUCCGCAGCCGCUUCUACUUUUCGAAUACGGCGCUGCCGAUGCUUCGAAGACGACUGGAGGAUUCGAUCAAGGAAGAUCUGAAUUCGAUGACGUCACUUGCACUUACGUCGGACGCGUGGAGCUCUAAAGACGGAAAAAAAUCACUACUGGCCGUGACAGGUUUUUGUAAACAAUUUUUUUAUUAUUAAUUCAAGUUUUUCAAGGUCAUUGGAUCGAGACGACUAAUUUUGAACCGAAAUUUGCACUCCUCGACGCAAGACCGAUCAAAGGAAAACACACAGCAGAAAAUUUCGCCUUAUUGAUCGAAGAGACGCUGAAUAACUACAAGUUGUCCCCUGUGAUGGUGUCGUGCAUCACUAGAGACGGGGCCACGUCGAUGGAGGCGAUGUCCCGAAAAUUGAGUAUUGACUCAUUCCAGUGUUACGCUCAUCUCAUUCAACUGGUAAAAUUGAGAGAUUUCAAGUAUUUCAAUUAUCUUUUCAGAGUAUCAAAGAUUCGCUUGAGAAAUCCGACGAUGAUCGCUUCGAAAAGGCUAUGCAAAAAGCGAAGAAAAUCAUUAGAAAAGUGAACAAGUCUUCGAAAUUACGGGAGUACUUCGAGCAAUGUCUCAGGGAUGAGAACUUGCCGGAAAGGCAGUUAUUGAAAGUCAGUUGUUCGUUCUUUCACAAAAAAUCAAUAAUUUUUUUGUAGAAUGUCGAAACACGUUGGUCAAGCUUGUACGUUAUGCUCAACUCCUUUGUGAUAAACAAGAAAGGAAUUAUACGGAUGGAAUUCGAGGAUUCGCAACGAACACUUCCAGAGCAUCCGGAGCUCACAGGAAUAGAUUGGGAGAUUAUAGAAGCUAUGCGUGAUCUGCUCGAGCCGGUUGCCGAUCUUGUAGAGGCGAUCCAACAUAGAAGAAUGGCACCCUGUUCCAUCAUCAUUCCAACUGUCAUGCUACUAAACUUCCGAAUUCGUGAGAUGGAAAUGACAAGGUGCUAAGAUGAACCAAAAGAAUUCCGAAAAACCAUCGUUUCAGCAAAACGGAGGCAGUUCGCAUUUUUGCGAAAAAUUUUGCUGAAUCUUUAGAACGAAGAGCCGAGAAGUACAAAAGCUUGCCGAUGCUCCAAUCUGCAACGUUCUGCGAUCCCCGAUACAAAGACGCAUUUUCCGAAAAAAAUUCAUAUCGAGUACUUUUCAGUAGUUUUUUAAAACCAACAUUCAAAUUGCAGGAUGAAAUUGUUGCUAUUCUGAGAAGUUCAUCGAAUCAGAAAGAUCGACAGCAAGGCGGCUCUCCCGAACAUACAGUAGAAUGUUCAUCGACGUACUACCGGUUUUUAAAAGAAAAAGGUAGAACAGCGCCGAAGAAAACGCUCGCCACCGACGAAAUAGAACAAGUAGUGCACCCUCAGUUUACUGUUUAAAAUAAAACUUUAGGAAGUCGACUCGUAUCUAAGUACGCCUCCGGAUUCGAGCACCGACCCGUUUCUCUACUGGCGACUAGAUCAAUCUCAUCCGAACCUCAAAAACAUGGCCAUCCGUCUUCUCGCAAUUCCGGCAACGUCUUCCGAAUCGGAACGAGUUUUCAACGUAUCUGGUGCCAUUUUUUCACCGAGAAGAAUGCGGAUUUGUUCUGAUCGUUUACAAGACUUGACUUUCUGCUCAAUCAACACAAAAUUGUACUAA